UUUUUAUAUAGUAUAAACAUUAUAUUUAAAUAAUAACUUUUUGAUUUUACAAAAAUUUAUAAUAAUGGUAAAGAAUUAUUAUCAGAUAAUAAUAAUUGGAGUUACUCUUUUUAGUAUAUUUUUUACAAGUUAUUCUGUAGCCGAAUUUGAUAUUCAUAUACCAGUGGAUCACGGUACCUGUGAAAAUUGGACAACAAUGCCAGAAGCAGAUGUUGGAAAUUGUACAAAAAAUGGACGUGUUUUACAUUGUUUCGGUGGUAUGGCUAAUGUACAUGUUAUGAAUCCAUCAAAAGUUAAAAAAAUUGAAGAACUUAUAUUAUGCGGUUGGCCAAAUGAAACAUUUGAUCCGCAAUUAAUAUUACCGCAAUUUCCAAAAAUUCGAUAUCUUAAAAUUGAACAUGGUCAAUUAACAUAUAUUCCAAAAGCGUUCCCGGAACUUCAUCAUUUAAAGAGCAUUAAUAUAUCUUGGACUAAUCUAUCUAAUAUUCAACAAAAUUUAUUUAAAAAACUUCACAACCUAAAAGAAUUGGAUUUAAGAUGGAAUCAUUUAGAUUUUAUAGAAUACCCGUUAACAAUACCAGAAACAUUUCAGCAUUUAUAUUUAGAUGGGAAUCCUUGGAAUUGUACAAAAAAUUUGGAAUGGAUUUUAAAUCCCAUAAAUAAAGAUCGUAUUGUUGAUCGAGAAUUAUUAUUUUGUGCUGAUAAAUUAUAUAGAAGCAGACAUUUAAUGACAGUAUUACAUUAUCAAGUGGUUCUAAGGACAAUGUGUAAUAGUGUAGAAUUAAAGAAUUGUACAUGUACUAUGCAUUAUAUAACAAAGAGUGAGAAUGAGCGUUUAACGCCGAUUUAUGCUGUUAAUUGUUCUAAUUUAAAUUUAACACGAUUUCCAUCAUUCGUACCACAGAAUACAACAAUUUUUUAUGCAAAUAAUAAUAAAAUCUCGGAUUUGCGGCCAUUAAGAAAUAAUCCAAAUUAUAGAACUGUUGUUGAUAUUUAUUUAGAUAAUAAUCGUGUACCAAAUAUUGAUGUUUUAGAAGCUGGUUAUUGGUUACGUCAUUUUCGUGUAUUUAGUUUACGUGGUAAUCGUUUAACAAAAUUACCAAUUUAUGCAUUAGAUAAUGCAUUAGAAUUUAAUAGUAAUGCAGUUUCAUUAUAUUUAAGUAGGAAUGCAUGGCGUUGUGAUUGUAAGUUUGCAAUGCGUUUUCAUGAAUUACUUUUAAAAUAUUUAGAAAUAAUUGUUGAUUCAGCUAAUAUAACAUGUAAAUAUUUUGAUGGUGAUCGCAGUUAUACAUUAAAUGUAUUAAAUAUAGAAAGAAGUACUGUAUGUAAAUUACCAAAUGAAAAUUCAAAAAUUCAACCAAUAGAUUUAGUUAAUUGUACUUUAGCAUUUUUAAUUUUAUUUGUAUUUACAAAAUUAGGUUAUGAUUAUUAUCAUUAUAGAAAAUCGGGAAGACUGCCAUGGAUUGUAACGAAAAUUUUAUAAAAAUUAAA
Condylostylus longicornis is the source of this 1491-nucleotide messenger RNA. RefSeq names its product protein singed wings 2 (gene swi2). Gene Ontology annotation, cellular component: extracellular matrix. The record is from RefSeq and is a predicted model, not a curated record. The transcript has 8 exons. Gene Ontology annotation, molecular function: protein binding. NCBI's taxonomy places the organism in Eukaryota, Metazoa, Arthropoda, Insecta, Diptera, Dolichopodidae. Bases 65 to 1483 code for a protein of 472 amino acids.